UUGACACUGUCCUCCAGGCUGUGAGGGAGCAGGGAUGCAGUGAGGUGGAGAUCAACUGGAGGAGACAAACUCUCUCUGUCUCUCACACACGCGCACACGCUCACACGCGCGCGCACUGAGGCGGUCAUGCCGGGCAGGAUGCGGCCUCAGGAGGACCGGGGCAGCCCGGAGGCUCUGGACGCCCGCAGGCUGAAACAGGCGAUCCGGUUCCUGCACCGAGACUCCGCAGACCUGCUGCCGCUGGACGGGCUCAAGAAGCUGGGGACGUCCAAACAGGGGCAGCCACACACCAUCCUGCAGAAGCGGCUGCUGGAGAGCCAGCUGUCCCAGGGCAGGAUGAGGAUGUGUGUCCCUGCAAACGGUGGAGGGGGGGUGCUUCUGACCUGUGUUCCUCUGAGUCCAAAUGAAGAUGAGAGGGAGGAAGAUGACCUGAUCUAUGUGGCCUGCAAAUGCUCCGGACAGGAAGUAAAUGUUCUGAUCGACACUGGCUGCAGGCUGAACCUGGUGUCCUGGCGGACUGUGGAGAGAUUCGGUCUGAAGGAGCUGGUCGGAGAGGGCAGAAUGGAGAGGGCUGGAUCUCCGUUCCAGCGCCCCCUUCCCAUCAGCGGUCACAUCCAGGAGCUCGGCCUGACCAUCGGACGGGUCAGGCUGACCUGCUCGUUUGCAGUAGUGGAAAGUUCCAAGCCGCUCAUGUCCCUGGGCAGUAACACGUUAAAGUCCCUCAAGUGUGUCAUUGAUACAGAGAAGCAGAUGUUGGUGUUUGGAAAAACUGUGAGGGAACAGAUUCCGUUCACCAAGAAGCCGUUCAACUGAAGGGACCCGGACCUCUGACCUUUGUGGUUUAACAAACACACAAACAUCUACUCACACACAAACACAGAAAAAAAGCAAUAUAAAUAUUAUUCAGUUUGUCAUUAAAAAAGCUUUAAAAAAAUACAAACAAAACACGACGAACAUCUACUUGUUUCCCCCUAUUU
This is a messenger RNA of Menidia menidia (Atlantic silverside), 977 nucleotides long. Lineage: Eukaryota; Metazoa; Chordata; Actinopteri; Atheriniformes; Atherinopsidae. The record is from the annotation of a GenBank genome assembly.